AUGGAACAUCGUAAGGUGGGGGUGGAGGUCCAUUGUGCAGCCUCCCAGGAUGAGGACAUGGAGGAAGAGGUCUUUGCAAGGAAGCGGGCUGCUGCAUCAGAUUUGGAUGAUGUUCUGACACCUGCGCAGCAGCCUGAGAAGUCCUGGAUGGAGGGGUCUCGUUGUGGUGGCCAAGGCCGUGUGAAGAGAGAGUGGUGUCGAAUGUUUUUGGCUAAAUAUAGGGUGGAUGUGGUGUUUAUUCAAGAGCACAAUUUCAGGGAUGGUCGUGUGUUGGAGGUGGAAGGAUAUCAGGUGGUAGCACAGCCAUCAGCCCGUAUGAAAGGUGGAGUGGGUGUCUUGGUCCUGGAGGGAGGAAUUGAGUCAAGCAACUCUACUGUACCUCUGACCGCGUAUGUGAUGAUCGCAAUGCUUGAGGCUAAUGAUGAUUCAUGUAGCCCGUCUGUCAUUCAGGCUUCUCAGUGUCUACAUGCUGACACCACUCAGUACCCUUAUACCUUGGCGCUGAAGGCCUAUGCUUUCGCUCUGGCUGAGCUUCCGGAGGCCGAAACCGUUCUCCAACAGUUGCUGAAGCUGGCCAUUGUUGCUAAGAACUCCACCCACUGGGAGCUGCCUGAGGGUCCAGGAAAAUCUAAUGCAGUGGCAGUGGAGACAGCUGGUUACGCUAUCAUGGCUAUGAUGACACUGGACUCUGUCAAGUAUCGGGAUCAAGCAAGGAAGGUUGUUAAAUGGAUAACAACCCAAAGAAACGGACAAGGAGGAUUCUAUUCCACACAGGACACAGUGGUAGCACUGCAGGCUCUAGCACUGUAUGCUACGUACACUUACCAGGGACCUUUGUACGUUGUAGCAUCAGUGAAAGGUACUGGCUUCUCCCACAGCUUCAAUGUCACUGAAGACAACAGACUUCUACAACAGCUCGUAAAACUGCCAGUACUUCCUACCGCCGUCUCUGUCACACUGCAAGGACAAGGAUGUGCUGUUCUGCAGGCUGUUCUUCGAUACAAUAUUCCCGAGGCUGAAGCAAGUGAUGCCUUUGAUAUGACUGUCAACACCAUCACAGUCCCGGACAACAAGUGUGUUACUAAACGUAUCACUGCCUGUGCUUCCUAUAUACUCCCAGAUGGCAAGUCUAACAUGGUAGUUAUCGAAGUAGAUCUCAUUUCCGGUUACAUUCCCGAGAAAGAAGAUCUUAUGAAGCUUGUAAAGGAUGAUCUUAAUAUAAAGAGAUAUGAAGUUGAUGGUAGCAAGAUCACCUUCUACAUUGAAGAAUUAACUGCAAAGAACACCUGUGUAAACUUUCGUGUGAUAAGGGACAUUGAUGUGGAGAAUGUCAAGCCUGGGUCAGUCCGCAUCUAUGACUACUAUAAACCAGAAUUCCAGAUUUCUAAGGUGAGUAACUUGGUCCAUGAUAUCUUUAAGAUGCAGCCACAGCGUGCUGGGACCAUUCUCCUUGUGGCACAGAUCCUCACUCCAAAUUUGGUAGCUCAGUUCCUAUGGCAGAGAUCCUCUUUCCAGCUCCUUGUGGCAGAAAUCCUCAUUCCAGACUUGGCGGCUCAGCUACUCGUGGCAGAGAUCCUCACUCUUGAAAUGUGGCUCAGUUCCUCAUGGGAGAGAUCCUCACUCCAGACUUGGCUCAGCUCCUCAUGGCAGAGAUCCUCAUUCUAG
This is a messenger RNA of Cherax quadricarinatus, 1665 nucleotides long. NCBI's taxonomy places the organism in Eukaryota, Metazoa, Arthropoda, Malacostraca, Decapoda, Parastacidae. The record is from RefSeq and is a predicted model, not a curated record.